Molecule: messenger RNA, 1329 nt
Organism: Mucor velutinosus
Lineage: Eukaryota; Fungi; Mucoromycota; Mucoromycetes; Mucorales; Mucoraceae
Exons: 1
Coding region: 1-1329 (442 amino acids)
Biological process (GO): peptidyl-serine phosphorylation; protein autophosphorylation; intracellular signal transduction
Cellular component (GO): nucleus; cytoplasm
Molecular function (GO): calcium/calmodulin-dependent protein kinase activity; ATP binding; calcium-dependent protein serine/threonine kinase activity
Source: RefSeq, a predicted model, not a curated record
AUGGUUCAUCUAUCCAAUAUCUUCCAUUUGCCUCAGCAAAAGUCUCACGGUAAGCCCAGCUCCAGAAUCUGUUCGACACAAACUAGCAGACGGAAUUCGAGGGACUCAUCUGUCACUUCAUCGACGGACACAACAUUUGAGGAAGGCAAAAGUUGGCUGUGGAAGCAAUUACACAUGCACCAUCAGUCUCAGCAGCAAUCAAGAUCGGAUCAGCAUCAAGCAAAACACACACAGCACAGCACGAAAUUAACAGACGAUACGUCCUCGAGUAGCACACCUGUUCAGCUAUCUCCAUCGCCGUCCAGACAGACACUCACCACCGUCAAGAGCUGCGACUCUAUCAGUGAUUCCGUAUCAGCAGGGACUAGCAAAUUGCAUCGCCUGAAUACAACCAAUCUUCGGGAAUAUGGCGAAUGCUAUAAACGACUGGGCAAAGGUUCAACUGCCGUCAUCUCUGUGUGUCGAAGCAAGAAGAUCAUUCCCACCUCUGAUUCUCAAGGCAACAAGUCUUCCAAGCUGUAUGCCAUCAAGCAAUUCCGAAAGCGCAACAAGACUGAAUCUGAGAAGGAAUACAUGAAAAAGCUGACCAGUGAAUUCUGCAUCUCCUCUACCUUUCGUCAUGUAAAUGUGGUGGAGACAAUUGAUUUGGUACUGGACGAUCAGAGUCGUUACUGCACAGUGAUGGAAUAUUGCCCCGGUGGCGAUCUGUUCUCUGUCAUCAUGUCAGAGCACAUGACCGAUGUGGAAUUGUCUUGCUGCUUCAAACAAAUGAUGCAGGGUUUGGCGUACCUUCAUUCUGUGGGCGUUGCUCAUCGUGAUAUCAAGCCUGAAAAUCUUUUACUGACGCUGGACGGCAAAUUAAAAAUCACUGAUUUUGGUGUCUCGGAUGUCUUUCGUUGUGCUUGGGAAAAGACGGGCCACAAAAGCCGUGGUCUGGUGGGCUCUGAACCUUACAUUGCGCCUGAAGCGUUUGAAAAGGACCACGAGUAUUGGGGCGCUAAUGCGGAUAUCUGGUCGGCGGGCAUUGUCAUGUAUUCCAUGUGGCGUGGUGGCCAUGCUUGGAUUCGUGCUGACAAGAAAUCCGAUCGCGAAUUCCGCAACUACCUUCGUCACAGUGUCACUCACUCGUUUCCAAAUUUCAAAAAAUUUCCUGAUUCAAUGCGUGAACUCAUUUAUCGUAUGCUGGACCCCAACCCUGACACGCGUAUCACUGCAGAACAAGUCUUGCAAAACGAAUGGGUCCAGUCUAUCUUGGUUUGCGAGAAGGGCAUUGAUGCCAUGAACCGUGAUCACCACCAUACAAACAUCUCCAGCCUGAAGAAGCAGUAA